Molecule: messenger RNA, 1243 nt
Organism: Molossus molossus (Pallas's mastiff bat)
Lineage: Eukaryota; Metazoa; Chordata; Mammalia; Chiroptera; Molossidae
Gene: SNAPC5
Product: small nuclear RNA activating complex polypeptide 5
Exons: 3
Coding region: 38-331 (97 amino acids)
Biological process (GO): transcription initiation at RNA polymerase III promoter; transcription by RNA polymerase II
Cellular component (GO): nucleus
Source: RefSeq, a predicted model, not a curated record
ACUGGGCUGCGGAAAGGGUGCGGCAUCAGAAGACGCGAUGCUGAGCCGGCUUCAGGAGCUGCGCAAGGAGGAGGAGACGCUGCUCCGGUUGAAGGCCGCACUGCACGACCAGCUGAACCGGCUCAAGGUUGAAGAAUUGGCCCUCCAAUCAAUGAUUAGUUCUAAAAGAGGAGAUGAGAUGCUGUCUUCUCAAGCUGCACAUGAACAGUCACAUGAUCAGAUGUUGGUGCAUGUAGACAAUGAAGCAUCAAUCAACCAAACUGCACUGGAGUUGAGCACAAGGAGCCAUGCACCAGAAGAAGAGGAGGAGGAAGAAGAAUCAGAUUCCUGAAGUGGGGAAAGAGCCAGGGUUAGUUAUACAAAUCAAAUUUCUAAGUUGCAGAAACCCUCUCUGCAAAGAAUUCUUGCCAUGGACCCUAUGGCCUGCUUUAAAAGGAAGCAUGAACUUUAGGAGGAUGUGUACUUAUAAAAAUAGUUCCAUCAAUAAUUCAAGUUUCAGAAUGCUUUAACAAAAACUAGUGACAUAUAGAAAGGCAAAGAUGCAGUGUCUUAGCAUUAAGCAAUAUGGGUGGUGGUGUGUCUGUAUUCUGGUCAGAUCCAGUAAUUGUGUUCAAAACAGAAAAUCUCUGAAAUGCUAUUGAGAAAGUCUGGCAUUUGCAAAAAAAAGCAGGGUGUAAGUAUAAGCCAGCCUUUUCAAUCAACAAUGCCUCUCUUAAGCAAACCAAUUAAAGGCUGUUUGCAUACCACAGAACCCUUGUAAGCAUGCCAAAGUCUGCAGUAGAAAGAUGAUGAAGAGGACAGACGCCACCUGAGAGCACAAGCUGUUGCCACUUCUCAGUGACAUCGCAACACACUGCCCACCACAGACUUUUGUGUGGCUGUCAUCACUUCUGGGUUGAGACAUCACUAUGCUAAAAUGUGCAUAGAAAUAAACUGUAAAUGAGUAGCCAUCAUGCCCACACCUGACACCCCAACUGGGAAACAGAUCAGUUCCUCCUCUGGGGAAAACAAUACAGCCAGCAGGAUGGUUUUAAACCUAUUUCUGGACUUCAGAGGAAAUGUGUCAUUAAAGAGGGAAUCACUAUGCUUGGGAGAUUGGACUUUUUAAUAAAUGAUAGUUACAGAGUAAGUGUUGUUAAAAUUUAGUAUUUGAAGUUGAUAUUUAUUUCUGUAUACUGUCCCUUUCCUAUUGAAUGUACAAUUAAGUAGUUGCUUAACUUUUUAAAAGUUGCCUUGGCCAGUG